AUGAAUGACGGUACACUCGUCAUUCGUAGAGAGAAGGUUCCGUCGCGAAAUGUAGGCGGUGUUGGUUUUGUUGUGCACCCAUCUGUCGUCUAUCUUGCCGAUUCUCACGAGAUCCUGUCACCAUGUCUGGCCAUUCUUCGCCUCCGCCCUUUGUGCCAAAAACCCAUCAGUAUCGUCAACUGCUACUCACCAACAUCAGCAGCUAAUAAAUCCGAAUUGGACGCGUUUUACGAGAAGCUGGAGGAAGCAAUCCGCUACGAGAGGUCAUUCUACAAAUUCGUUGUCGGAGACUUCAACACAAAACUAGGAAAGGCUACAGAAGAGGAAUACAGGAACAGAAGAUUUGGACUAGGGGACCGGAACGAAAAUGGCAAUCGUCUUUCAGGGCUGUUGUCCGCCGCUCACCUUUUUCAUGGGAACUCUCUUUUCAUGAAGAAAGAUCAUCGUCGGUGGACAUGGGAAUCGCCCACGCGACUCGUGCGGAGAUCGACCACAUACUCAUCAACCGGAGGUGACUGGCACAUCGAGGAGGACCCAAACGUGGACUACGAACUGCCGCUCAGAGGAUUGCGAACCUGUGCUGAGCGUGCCUCGAAGCCGCGCACGACAAACUUUGAUCGAACUUCGAGGACCACCAAGGAAUCGUUGGAAAGGAAAAGGUCUUUGAGGCUUGAUACGAUUGCAUCGCACACUGAGCGGCAGAAGAAGAUUCUGGAGGCAGCACAAAGAAAAACUAGUAGAAAGAAGUGCCGCAGGGAUCUCCGUGAAUAUAAUAUCCCGCUAGCUGCCUUGCUGAGAGAAGACGGGACUCGCACGUCUUCUCGUCGUGAGAUGGAAAUCCUUACGGAAAGGUUCUACUUGAACUUUUUCCGUUCAUCAACUCCUAUGUCAAACCCGAUCAUCCCCACUGGUGAAGCUUCACCACGGAUUCUCCCUUCGGAAGAAGAAAGGAUUUCAGACCAGUGGAAGACCUCGCGAACCGUUCUUAUUCAUAAGAAAGGUGACCGAGAGGACCGGGUCUACCGUUUGAUAUGCUUGCUAAGCGUGUUAUACAAAGCAUUCACCGAGAUCAUCCUCCCGCGCAUAUCUAAGACGCUGGAUGAAGCCCAGCCUCAAGAACAAGCCGGAUUCCGUCAAAGGUUCAGCUGCUUGGACCACAUCCAGACCGUUUCGAGGGUAAUAGAGGAUUGCCUGGAAUACCGCCUGCCUCUUGUUGUAGCCUUCGUCGACUAUGAGAAAGCCUUCGACAGCGUAGAAACGAAUGCAAUACUGUCAGCGCUGGCCGAUCAAAGUGAGGACAUUAGCCAAUUAGUACGAUCGAUGCACCACGAAGAUACAGCUUUUCCACAGCUCCCUCACCAUGCCCAUUGGAAAGGGGGUGCGACAAGGCAAUAUUAUAUCGCUGAUGCUGUUCACGGCUGCACUGCAAUGGGUAAUGAAAUCAUUUUCCUGGGAAGAAAGGGCAUACAUGUUGAUGGAAGAUUUCUCUCGAACCUUCGCUUCGCGUCGACAUCGUUCUCUUUUCGAGCAGUACCAAUGGAGCAGAAACGAUGCUCAACGAAUUGA
This is a messenger RNA of Necator americanus (New World hookworm), 1566 nucleotides long. RefSeq lists its product as uncharacterized. The record is from RefSeq and is a predicted model, not a curated record. The coding region runs from base 1 to 1566 and encodes 521 amino acids. The transcript is spliced from 4 exons. Lineage: Eukaryota; Metazoa; Nematoda; Chromadorea; Rhabditida; Ancylostomatidae.